AUGGCUGCGAAAUUUAAAUCAUUUAAUGACACGUUCAUCCACUGCGCCUUUGCCUUAGCCAUUGCCCUCAUCUAUCCUAAUAUUUAUAAUAAGCGUAAAAGACUCUUCUAUUUCUCUAUCGUUGUCGCAAUAAACUGUCCCAUCCUCUACUGGUUCCUUUUGUACUUGUACAAAUGCCUCAUCACCCUGGAUAUGAUCAACCUCGCUAACAAUAUCACUAUCGGAAUCCUCGCCACACUCUUCUUUUUCAAAUCCUUCUACGGCAUCUAUAAGACGGAGAUUUUCGCUAAACUCCUAAAUAAGAUCUCUAACGAUAUGCUCAAAGGUAACGAGCUGGAUAAGGACUAUCAAGAUAUAUAUGAAUAUUAUAUAAAAAUCGGUAUGCACGGACAAACUUGUUGGAUUCUCAUACCAAUAUUAUUGAGUUCUCAAUUUCCUUUAUACGCGAGCGGGUGUAUGAUUUAUGAUAUUAUAACAAGCGGUGAAGGCAAACGCUAUAUGGUUCACGAGAUGGAAUUAAAGUACAUCGAAGACAGACAAUAUGAGACACCAUAUUUUGAACUGGUUUUUGCGUAUAACUUGGUUCAGUGUGUGGUUCUAUCUGUAAACUUCGCUGGUUUAGAUGGAUCGUUUUGCAUUGCGACGACGCAUCUUCGUAUGAAACUGAAGUUGGUGAGUCAUAAAAUUCACUGCGCGUUCAGAGAUUCGAAGAAUAGAGAUGAACUAGAGGUACGAGUGAAAGAGUCAAUAAGAGACCAUCAGGAAGCCUUAGAUUUCUACAAAGACUUGCAGGAAGUCUAUGGUGGAUGGUUGUUCGCUGUUUUUCUGCUGACAUCAUUGUUGAUUUCGUUCAACUUGUACCAGAUAUACCUGAGCAGGCGCGUCGACCCCAAGUACACCAUUUUUGCGAUAAGUGGUGUUAUUCAUAUGUUCGCCCCUUGUUAUUUCGCGAGCGAUUUGACAAAGACAAGCGAAGAAUUCAGUUGGGACAUUUAUUCAGCAGCCUGGGAGGUUUGGGCUGAUCCCGUAGUCACCAAUCUUCUCAUCUUCAUGAUAGCUAAAUCUCAACAGAUCUUAAUCCUAACUGGGAAGGGUAUGGUCUACUUCAACAUGCAACUGUUCAUAUCAGUAUUGCAGACAUCGUAUUCAUUCUUUACGUUGAUAACUAGCUAA
Leptosia nina is the source of this 1173-nucleotide messenger RNA. The record is from the annotation of a GenBank genome assembly. Lineage: Eukaryota; Metazoa; Arthropoda; Insecta; Lepidoptera; Pieridae.